AUGGUUGCCUCUGCUGUCCGAAUGCGCCCCGGCGCCAUGUUUAUGUCCAAGGGCGCUGCUUGCCUGAAGAGGCCUCAGGUUGUCCACAGAUUUAAGGAUGCUGCUCAAACUCAAUUGCCCGCCUUGUCUGCCCUCUCUCGCUUCUAUGCCUCCAAGUCCUUCCCCUCCCACACCAUCAUUAGCAUGCCGGCCUUGUCGCCGACCAUGUCUGCUGGAAACAUCGGAGCAUGGCAGAAGAAGGCCGGUGAUGGUCUGCAACCCGGUGACGUCCUUGUGGAAAUCGAAACCGAUAAGGCUCAGAUGGACUUUGAGUUCCAAGAUGAGGGUGUCCUUGCCAAGAUCCUGAAGGACCAAGGUGAGAAGGACGUCGCCGUCGGCUCUCCCAUCGCUGUCCUUGCGGAAGAGGGUGCCGACGUUUCUGCUUUCGAGUCGUUCAGCUUGGAGGAUGCCGGUGGUGACAAGGGCGCCGCCCCCGCCGAGGAGAAGAAGGAGCCCGAGUCGAAGGGCGCCGAGGCCCCAGCACCCGCUGAGCCCGAGCCCGUUGCUCAGGAGCCCGACACCACUGGCGAGAAGCUUCAGCCCAGUCUCGACCGUGAGCCCUUGAUCAGCCCCGCUGCCAAGGUUCUCGCAUUGGAGAAGGGUGUGUCCAUCAAGGGUCUCAAGGGAACCGGACGUGGUGGUCAGAUCACCAAGGAGGAUGUCGAGAAGUUCAAGUCCAGCGCACCCGCUGCCGCUGCUGGCGCGAGCUACGAGGACAUUCCUCUUACCUCGAUGCGCAAGACCAUUGCCAACCGCCUUCAGCAGUCCACCCGCGAGAACCCCCACUACUUCGUCUCGACUACUCUGUCGGUGAGCAAGCUCAUGAAGCUCCGCCAGGCUCUCAACGCCUCUUCCGAGGGCAAGUACAAGCUCUCGGUCAAUGACUUCCUUGUCAAGGCCUGUGCUGCCGCUCUCCUCAAGGUUCCCGCUGUCAACUCCAGCUGGCGCGAGGAGAACGGACAGGUUGUCAUCCGCCAGCACAACAGCGCCGACAUCAGCGUUGCCGUUGCCACCCCUGCUGGCCUUAUCACUCCCGUCGUGAAGAACGCUCAAGCCCUUGGUCUGUCCAGCAUCUCCAACCAGGUCAAGGACCUUGGUAAGCGUGCUCGUGACAACAAGCUGAAGCCCGAGGAGUACCAGGGUGGUACUUUCACCAUCAGUAACAUGGGCAUGAACGCCGCCAUUGAGCGGUUCACUGCCGUUAUCAACCCCCCUCAGGCCGGUAUCCUGGCCGUGGGUACUACCCGUAAGGUCGCUGUCCCCGUCGAGACUGAAGAGGGUACCUCUGUCGAGUGGGACGACCAGAUCAUCGUCACUGGCAGCUUCGACCACAAGGUCGUUGACGGUGCUGUCGGUGGCGAGUGGAUCAAGGAGUUGAAGAAGGCAGACGAAUCGGAGAAUCCCGCAACUUUGGUCGAUGUCGAUUCCCCACACGUGUCAUCCGUUGAUCCGAACUUCCUGAACCAAAACGUCAAAACCGGCACCCAGGCCGAGCGGCUACAACGCGAGCAGGAGCAACAGACCGUCGAAGGCCAGAACAAGGCUCGGAAGGCCCGCGCGAAGGCAAAGGCCGAGAAGUCCAGUCUGAGCGCGAACAAGGGCAACCCGGUCUUUGUGAGCAAUGCUGUAUUGCUCGGCUUGGCCGGUGCUGGACUGGGGUACGGCGCUUACCAGAAGCAUCUGAGCGGCAAGUUGUCUUGGGAGCUUGUUGGUCUCUGGUCUGGGGCUGUUGGCGCCUUUGGUGUGGCGGACUAUUUUGUGAGCAAACUGAUAGUUCUCUAUGCAGGCCAGAUCGCAGCUUCGUUAGCAUCGCUAUCGCGAACGGUGGACGACUACUCGGCGUUAUCCAAGAAGGAGUUGAUCCCUGCGAAACAAGAAAAGGCGUUUGAACGGGUUAAGAACUUCCGAACAGAGCUUGGGGACUACAGACAACAAUUUGACAGCCUGCGUAAAGCGCGAGAAGAUGCUCAAUCCAUGUCGAACCGCAACGAGCUCCUUGGCCGUCGACCGCACCAUGCCGCGACUCCGGAAAACCCCUACGCACAAUCCGCCCUCCCGCAAUCAUCGCCCUUCGCCCCCUCGACUACGGCGCGAUCUGGACUUAGCUUUGGCGCAUCGCCGGCCGACUAUAACCGAGAAACCCACGCGUUGCGCGAACAGUCAUUCCUGGGCAACACUAGUAACCAGCUAGAUGAAUUUCUUGACCGGGGGCGCGCGGUUCUUGCGGAUCUGGGACAGCAGCGGGAAGUUCUCAAGGGUACGCAGCGGCGACUGUACAGUGUGGCCAACACGCUCGGAGUCAGCGGGGAUACGAUUCGGAUGGUGGAGCGACGGGCUAAGCAGGACAAAUGGAUUUUCUGGGUUGGAGUGUUGAUAUUCUUCUUGUUCUGCUGGGCAGUGCUGCACUUUUUGCGAUGA
Messenger RNA from Aspergillus glaucus CBS 516.65, 2457 nucleotides. RefSeq lists its product as uncharacterized. Gene Ontology annotation, biological process: pyruvate decarboxylation to acetyl-CoA. The coding region runs from base 1 to 2457 and encodes 818 amino acids. The record is from RefSeq and is a predicted model, not a curated record. Lineage: Eukaryota; Fungi; Ascomycota; Eurotiomycetes; Eurotiales; Aspergillaceae. Gene Ontology annotation, molecular function: dihydrolipoyllysine-residue acetyltransferase activity. The transcript has 8 exons. Gene Ontology annotation, cellular component: pyruvate dehydrogenase complex.